Letharia columbiana is the source of this 657-nucleotide messenger RNA. RefSeq lists its product as uncharacterized. The transcript is spliced from 2 exons. The coding region runs from base 1 to 657 and encodes 218 amino acids. NCBI's taxonomy places the organism in Eukaryota, Fungi, Ascomycota, Lecanoromycetes, Lecanorales, Parmeliaceae. Gene Ontology annotation, molecular function: oxidoreductase activity, acting on the CH-CH group of donors, NAD or NADP as acceptor. The record is from RefSeq and is a predicted model, not a curated record.
AUGACAGGCUUAACAGCCUACUUCGGUCUCAUCGAUGUCGGUAAAGUCAAAAGCGGCGAUUUCGUCGUCGUCUCCGGCGCUGCGGGCGCAACAGGAAGCGUGGUCUGCCAGAUCGCCAAGCUCAAAGGCGCGACCGUGCUGGGUCUGGCUGGUAGUGAUGAUAAAGUCGAGUGGUUGAGGGACUUGGGCUGUGAUGAUGCCCUCAACUACAAGGACGCGGAUUUCGCCACCAAAUUUCGAACCAGCACCAAAGGUUUCAUCGAUGUCUUCUUCGACAACGUCGGCGGUGAUAUUCUUGACUUGGCGCUCUCGAGAGCAAAGCCCCAUUCCAGAUUCGUGAUCUGUGGCGCCAUCAGUCAGUACAAUAGCACUGAGCCGAAGGGGCCGAAGAAUUAUCUGAUGAUCAUAUCCAUGCGGAUUCGCAUGGAGGGUUUUAUUGUAUUUGAUUACAAGGAUCAGUAUCCAGCUGCGCGACAAGAGCUCUCCAACUGGCUCGCUGAAGGCAAGAUUCAAAGGAAGGAAACGAUUGUGAAGGGAGGGUUGGGAGUGGCUGAGAGGGCAUUAUUGGGGUUAUAUGAGGGGACGAAUACGGGGAAAUUGCUUGUCGAGGUUCAAAGUGAGGCGGGGGGAGCAAGUUGUGAGGAGCGCAGGUGGUGA